CGAGGGAUUCAAUGCCUUUCUCUACUUGCAUCAUCAGCGAUGGACGGGUUAUUUCAUUUAACCCGGAAAUAUUUAACAAUAGUAUUUAUUGACAUGUAAUCUUCUCUGGUACGAAGAGAUUCUUUUUUCUGAAAAAGAACUACCAAAUCAAUAUAUCUCUUCAGUGAAAAACCCAAGAUACUCCUAUUCUUUGAGAAUUUGUAAAUCGAAAGAGCAGCUUUUCGUUUACUAGAUUUUGUUGGCGCUUUCUUUCUCAAUGCUAUAAAACGACCAAAAUAAUUUCGACGACAGUUCCAUAUUUCCUAAUUUGUAUCGUCGGCACAACUACUUCACCGCUCACUUUCCCUGAAUUCCUGUGGUACUUUCCAGUUACCAUUCUUGAUGACCCUUUUUAUAUCUCCUCUCUUUUUCUCACCCCCCAGACAGCAUCGAGGGUCAUAUUAAUACACGUAUCAGCAGUGAUUAUGCCCGUUGAUUUUAUUGCGUGGAUGUUUGCAAAACUGCCUUAAAGGAGUUGCAAUAAAUAAUGAAAACCAGCAUGUAAAGCUUAUGGCUGGUCCAAGGAAGGCAACUGUUUGGCUAUAUCUUGAUUCUUGCACUAAAUGAAGAAACAGAAUAUGGCUCAAGAAUCAUUCACAGUUUUCGUAUUGCGGGUUUCUAUAGUUAUAUACCUUCUAUACAUACCUAACUGAUGGAGAGGGACGACCGGUUGGUUAUGGAUCUUUAAGAAGUUUAAGGAGUCAGCAACAGGAGCAGCAGGGAGAAAACAAGAUGCCUGCUGUUUGGUUUGCUCUGAAGAGGUCUUUGCAAUGCAAAUCUGAACAAGGAGAUGUCUGUGAGCCAAAUGGUAGAAAUCUGAGCAACAUUUCAACAAAGAAAAGUAGCGGGGGAUGGUCCGGUUGUUCGAGGUCUAUUGCAAACUUGAAAGAUGUUGUGAUUCAUGGGAGUAAAAGGCACACGGAAAAGCCGCCAAUUUGCAGCCCGAGAUCCAUUGGAAGUAGUGAACUUCUGAACCCAAUAACCCAUGAAGUCAUGCUUAACAAUUCAACCUGUGAGCUUAAAAUAAGCGCCGGAUCUGGUUUCCAGGGAGGUGGUGGUGAUGAUGCUGUUUCUAAGUUCGUUGGCAUGUUGAAGCCUGGAACUCCAGGCCCUGGACGGUUUCAUGUUGCGCGGGGACACAGGACGGGCGUAUUAGGCAGUCCGAUAAGGAGGACAUCGAGUAGCCUGUCCAGGAGGAGUUCUGGAUUUGGUGCUAUUUCGACAAAGCCAAGGUCUUCUUUUGGGGUGGAAUCUCAUGGAGCUCUGUUUUGCCAUAAAUGUGGUGAGCGAUUUGUCAGAUGGGAAGCUGUGGAGGAACAUCAUCUCUCCAAACACGCGGUUACUGAACUGGUUGAAGGAGAUUCAUCGAGAAGGAUUGUCGAAAUUAUAUGUCGAGCCAGCUGUACCCGCCCCGAUAAUCACUCAGGUGGAGUAGAGAGGAUUCUGAAGGUCCACAACAUGCAGAAAACACUAGCCCAAUUCGAGGAGUACAGAGAACUAGUGAAAAUCAAAGCCAGCAAACUCCCCAAGAAACAUCCACGCUGCUUAGCGGACGGGAACGAGCUGCUGAGAUUCCACGGCUCAACCGUAGAAUGCUCUCUAGGCAUGAAGGGCUCGUCCAGCCUCUGCACAUCCGACAAAUGCCGAGUCUGCCGAAUUCUAAGGUACGGGUUUUCAACCAAGAAAGAGCUCAGUGAGGGUGUUGGAGUGUUCACCGCUUCAACUAGCGGCAGAGCAUUCGACUCAAUCCAAGUAUUAGACGGUAAUCCAUCCUUAAGAAAGGCCCUGAUAGUCUGCAGAGUGAUAGCAGGCAGGGUGCACAGGCCUGUGGAGAAUAUACAAGACAUCGUUGGUCAAUCAGGAUUUGAUUCAUUGGCAGGAAAAGUAGGCGUCCACUCAAGCAUUGAGGAGCUGUAUUUGCUCAGUCCCAGAGCUCUCCUUCCUUGCUUCGUGGUGAUCUACAAAACUUAGUUAACAGACACAACAUGGUUUUGGUGGUUGUGAAUUCCCUCAUCCUUUUCUGCCUCUUUUCCACUUAAGAAUAUUCUGAUUCAGAUUGUUACAACUGUGAUUAGAGUCCAUUCUUUCUGCAAUCUCCUUGCUCAUUCUCAAAUUUGGGGUUAUUUGAUGGAAACGGUACAUACCUUCAUUCAGAGCA
Sesamum indicum (sesame) is the source of this 2197-nucleotide messenger RNA. RefSeq lists its product as uncharacterized. The record is from RefSeq and is a predicted model, not a curated record. Lineage: Eukaryota; Viridiplantae; Streptophyta; Magnoliopsida; Lamiales; Pedaliaceae.